Messenger RNA from Diabrotica virgifera virgifera (western corn rootworm), 993 nucleotides. RefSeq lists its product as uncharacterized. Lineage: Eukaryota; Metazoa; Arthropoda; Insecta; Coleoptera; Chrysomelidae. The record is from RefSeq and is a predicted model, not a curated record. The coding region runs from base 1 to 993 and encodes 330 amino acids. The transcript has a single exon.
AUGCCUAAAAGUCAAAACGAACUAAAAUUGGAGCGAUUAUGCUCUAAACGUGAAACUAUCUUUCGUAGGGCUCAAUUAUGUUACGAUGCCGGGUCGGCCUUAGAAAAAGAUCCAGAAAAUGCCUCAAAAAUGCGUAACUUUGCAGUUAGAUAUAGUACUUUCGAAAAAACUCUAUCAGAAUAUGAGGAAAUUGUUCAAGAUAUCGUUAUAUUAAAACAAGAGAUGGAGCCAGAUGCUGGCGUUGCAUACCAUACGCAUUUAGAUGCAUUUUAUGAUCUCUACUCCAAUAUUGAAUAUUUAGCUUCAUUAUUAAUAAAUAAACCUGCUGUUUUGAGUAAUAAUCCCAAUAGUACUAAUAAUUCUACUAUUAAAAUGCCCAAAUUUGAAUUAGUUAAGUUUGAUGGUGAAGAUAUAUCUCUGUGGCCUGUUUUCUAUGAAAAUUUCAAACAAUUUGUUCAUAACAAAAUAGAAUAUCCCAAGUCCGAUAAGCUACAGUAUUUGUUGAGUUGUAUUUCCGGGAAAGCCUUGAAAAGCUGUAGCUCAAUAGAACCCAUUCCUAAUAAUUAUGACAUUAUUUGGAAUAUGCUUGUUGAAAGAUAUAAUGAUAAAAAAUAUUUGUUUAAUCUCUAUAUGGAUCGAAUUGUUAAUUUUCGCGGUUUGCAAUCUAAUAAUCCAUCAUAUUUGGAAAUAUUUUUGGAAAAGUUUGAUACUAAUGUUUCUGCACUAAAACGAUUAAAUCUCGAUAAUUUAGAUGAUCAUAUUUUAACUUAUUUAGCUAUGUUAAAAUUACCACAAGAUACCAUAGAUUCAUUUGAUUUAAUAAGAAAUAAUAAUGAUUUACCCGCUUAUGAUGAUUUAUUGAAAUUUUUACGCCAACGUGUAGUAAAUCUCUUAUUAAAAAUGAUAGAUCAAGGAAUUCCAAAAAUAAUUUUUCGUUUCAAAAACCGAACAAAUCGUUUCAUUUGCAAGAACAGAAUACGUAUUCCUCCAUAG